Gadus chalcogrammus (walleye pollock) is the source of this 588-nucleotide messenger RNA. RefSeq names its product insulin-like growth factor-binding protein 5. Bases 1 to 588 code for a protein of 195 amino acids. Gene Ontology annotation, biological process: regulation of insulin-like growth factor receptor signaling pathway. Gene Ontology annotation, molecular function: insulin-like growth factor I binding; insulin-like growth factor II binding; fibronectin binding. The record is from RefSeq and is a predicted model, not a curated record. Gene Ontology annotation, cellular component: extracellular region. The transcript has 4 exons. Lineage: Eukaryota; Metazoa; Chordata; Actinopteri; Gadiformes; Gadidae.
AUGCCUCUCUUCUUAACCAUGGUGUUGAUCCUGCAGCUGGCUCUGUCGCUGGCUCUCUGCCCCACCUGCAAGGGCCCCGUGGGGCAUGGGGUCCCGGUCGGGAACGGAGCCCCCGUAGUGCCCCUACCCCCCAGGCCGCAGCGGCCCCGGCCCCCCGGGGGCAGCCAGACGGCCCUGGCCAGGGGCGAGGCGUGUGGCGUCUACUCGCUGGGCUCCUGCCCCAGAGGGCUGAGGUGUCUCCCCAUGGCGGGCGAGGCCCGGCCCCUCCAGGCCCUGCUGGAGGGUAGGGGUGUGUGCAGCGAGAGCAACCCCACCACCAGGAUCCACUCUGCAGACCUGGCCCCGAACGAUCCGCCAGAGUCCACUCCGUGUCGUAAACUGCUCCUCACGGUGCUGAGAGGGCUGGAAGGCCAACUGUUCCAGUCCCUCUACGACCUCUACAUCCCCAACUGCGACAAACGGGGUUUCUUCAAGAAGAAGCAGUGUCGCUCCUCUAAAGGCUUGGGCCAGCGGGCCAGCUGUUGGAGUGUGGAUGAGAGCGGAGCGUCCGUCACGCCCCCAAGCGCCAGCCCCGUCAGCGAGGCCUGA